AUGUUAACCUUGAUGGAAUACACCAAUGUAGUUGCAUGUCCCGGUCCCUCAACUAGGACAACUGUAAGUAACCAGUCAUCAAAGUUAUUAUUUAAAGUAUUGAAGGGAAAAGUUGCAAAUCCCUAUCAAAACCGUAGUGGUUUUAAUAGGGAUAAACCUAGAAUCAAUAUCGUUUCUGAUGUAAUUAUUAGACCUGCUAAUUCAAAAUUAAUCAAAAAUGAUGAGACACAAUUUGAACAAUUUGCCAAGUCGUCUUUAAGUCAAUCUUUGAGGGAAGAUUGUCUUGAAGAGGAUGUGAUUGAAUGUAGUCAGUUAAGUGUGAAAGAGAAGCAAUUAGCUAAUCACGCUGUUGCUAAUAUUGUUCAAAUCGUUGAUGAGGAUGAUGAUGAUUCUAUGGUUAUUCUUUCAUCACAACCUGAUAGUGAAUUAUCGUUUUCUUUACCAUUCACGCAAUACCUGGCUCAACAUGGUAUUGAAAAUGAUUAUUCGGACGACAUCUCGUUGACCUUAAUAGACCAGUUUAUUAACGAAGACGAGGCGGCGUCCAAUCCGGUUGUGGAUGAAGGAAUUUGUCCCAUCAAUAAUUCGGUUACCGAUGAGUUAAAUGUAUUUGAUAAUGAUAUGGUGGUGGUGGUGGUGGUGGAAGAACCCCCAAUCUCUCCCAGUCCACCACUACCACCACAAAGCCCCUUCGUUGAGCCAGUGUUUACCCGCCCCGUUACACCAACAUCUCCUGAAGCGGCACCCGCGGUAUUAACUCAACCCCCUAUGAUAAUAUCGCAGGACAUCAUUGACGCUUUAUCGGAGCCUUGGGUUGAGGUGGAAAACGUUAUCAAUGGUAACGUUGAACAUCCCCCUCAACCCAAUUCACCGAUUAUUGAGGAAAAUGAUGUUCUGCCAGAGAGAUUGGUGGUGGUAGAGGCCGAAAAUAACAUCAUUCGGUCACCAUCACCACCACCGUCACCCAUGAUAUUAUUACAGGGCGUCAAUGACAUACAACAACCAUCUGGAUCCGAGGUUGAUGUGGAACUUAACAUCAUCACACCACCACUCCCUCAGCCUCCUGCAACGUUCGAUCCGAUGAGUAUUAUUACUCAAAAUGUCAUUGACGCACUGGCAGAGCCGUGUGUUGAAGAGAGGAGGCAGGGUGAAGAGAUGGAUGUUGAAAAUGACAUCAUUCAACCCUCUCAAUUGUCACCCAUUCUAGGGCAAAUAAAUAAUAGAGUUGAGAAUAGGGUGGAGGGUGGAGACGUUGAUGUCGAAAACGAAGACAAUGACGACGACGACGACAUCAUUCCACCCACUCCCCCUCACUCACGAUCAAGGAGGAGUCGGCGCCCUAGAAAGCCUCGUAGACGUUCGCGAAAGUCCCCAUUAAUAUUAAUUAUUAAUAAUUAUAAUAUUAAUAUUAAUAUUAAUGAUGUUAAUAUUAAUAAUUAAUAUUAAUAAAUCCUAUUUCCGUCCUACACUCAUAUCAAGUACAUUUAAUUCGGACGCGAUUUUCCAAAUUUUAACAUCAUACUACCUACAACACGAUGGCAAGCAUGCUCCUCCUCCUCGAGGUCUUGCUGGAUACCUAUCUUUGAACACAAAAAAAUAUAUAUUUAUAUAGUAUAAAUAAAAGUCUUUCAAAGUAACAGUAACAGAACAAAGUAACAGAAGGCAGCAAAUUUAUAAUUAAACUUUAUUAGUAACCUGUUUAAUUUAUUAUUUCAUAUUUUCAUAAGAAAAUGCAUCACUGUGAAAACUGUAAUAAACAAUUUACAACCCGUCAAUCACGACUACGCCACGAAAAGCUCUAUUGUCAAGUGGUCAAAAAACAGGAAAAUGGAGGACCGGCCGCCAAAAAAACAGAAAAUAUGUCAUUCAACUGCUAGCAACAAUUAUAUGUGCGUUACAUGUAAUCAAGAAAUUGCUCCAAAGCUUAUUACGGUCCAUGAGAGAAGUAGACAGCAUAGAAAUAAUUGUCAAAGUACUCCCUUGGAGGAUAGGGUGUUUGCACUCAGCAGUGCAUUUAAAUCACGCAUCGCUUCAUAUAGGAUUUGUGAUGAGGGCGAUUAUAUCGAUUUAAAUGAAUUUAUGGAUAAAAUUCACAAUAAAUUACUUGGACUUAUUGUUUCACAAAUUGAAAAAUUUAGUACAAUCAAAAUUAAUUUGGAAUUAUUUGGAUUGUAUACCAUUGAGUCAAAAAAUAUAUUUGAUGUAAAAUCUUUCAAUACUACUAACAGAAUUGUCACUUUAGACACGAAUAUUAGGAAUAUGUUGCAUGAUUUUCAAGAAGUUAUUAGUCAAAAAAUGAUGGAUUUUUUGGAACGAGAUUCAGGCUGGACACUUGUGAAAAUUUUACAUUUAGAAUUAAAUGUAAACUAUUACAAUCCAUUGAAAGCUUCAUCGUAUAUCCCACUACCGCCAAGCGUGAAAAUGAAGAGGGCAAUAGUUAAUGUUCAAAAUCAGGAUAUUCAUUGUUUUGGUUGGAGUGUCGUAGCAGCAGUGUGUCUACCUAUGGGACCAGAACAUUUACCCAGUUCAUAUCCACAUUGGUCGACACUUUUUAAUUUCCAAGGUAUUGAAUUUCAUGUAAAACUGGAUAGUAUUGCAAAAUUUGAAAGUCAAAAUAAUGUCUAAUGUCAAUUAAUGUUUACGGACUUGAAUUACUUUAUGUAAACAAUAAGGUAAAAUUUGAAAUUGUGGGACCAUUAUAUUUUACAAACUUUAAGAAACCGGUACAUAUAAAUUUAUUAUUGUUGAGUGAUAACGAUGGUAACCAACAUUACUGUACAAUAACUAAUUUGCCACGUUUAGUAUCUUCCCAACUCUCAAAACAUCAUCAUUCAAAAUUUUUCUGUGAUGGAUGUCUACAAUAUUUCACAACCCAAGCUUUAUUAGAUAGACAUUCUUCGACUGAUUGUGGAAAACUUUAUGCUAGAAUCCCAAAUAAUGAAUUAAUAACAAAUAGAUUUGGUUAUAAUGUUCCCGCUAAUGUAUUAGAAUUUCAAAAUUAUCAUCAUAAAAUGACUAUCCCAUUUAUUGUUUAUGCUGAUUUCGAAUGUUUAUUGAAACCUAUGAGUACAGUUGCACCAAAUCCAAAUCAAUCAUUUUCGAUAAAAACUUUUCUCCAUCAACCAUAUUCAUGUGCAUAUUACAUUAAAUGUUCAUAUAACGAUCAAUUAUCUAAAUUCCAAAGUUUUCGAGGACAGUCAUCUGUGGUUGACUUUAUUACAGCAUUAGAAAUAGAUUUGAUAGAGAUUUAUAAAAAGUAUUUAAGUAUUGUACAACCAAUGCUUCCAUUAACUAUUCAAGAAGAGUUUGAUUAUCUUACACCAACGGAAUGUCAUAUUUGUCAAAAACCUUUUCAACAGAAUGAUAUUAAAGUAAAAGAUCACUGUCAUUUAACGGGUCGUUAUAGGUCCGCCGCGCACAGUAAUUGUAACUUGAAUUUUCAAAUUCCAAAUUUUAUUCCGAUAGUAUUUCAUAAUUUAACAAAUUAUGAUAGUCACUUAUUCAUUAAAGAGUUGGCCCUUGAAGAAAGUGAAAUUAAUAUCCUUGGUAAAACUAAAGAGAAAUAUAUUACAUUUUCGAAAAAAAAUUGUGUAGGCGAAUAUCUAAAUUCAAACAAUCAAAUAGUCAAGGAGCACUUACACUUGCGUUUUAUAGAUAGUUUUCAGUUUUUGGCAUGUUCAUUAGAAAAACUGGCAGCAGCCUUGGAUGAUGCUCAAUGUAUGGAAGUAAAACGAUACUUUCCCGUUGACAGAGAAUUUCAGUUAAUUAGACAGAAAGGGGUUUUUCCAUAUUCAUUUAUCGAUGAUUUUUCUAAAUUAGAUCUCACGGAAUUACCACAAAAAAUUGAUUUUUACGAUAAACUUCGCGAUGAGCAUAUUUCUGAAGAUGAUUAUCAACGAGCUAAUACCAUAUGGGAUACAUUCCAUUGUCAGACUCUAGGCGAAUAUUCUGAUCUCUAUUUAAAAAGUGAUAUUUUACUAUUAGCUGAUGUCUUUGAGAAUUUUCGAAACAUGUGCCUUAAGCAUUAUGAACUUGAUCCAGCACAUUACGUGACAGCACCAUCUCUUAGUUGGAAUGCUAUGCUUAAAUUUACCCAUGUAAAAUUAGAAUUAUUGACUGAUAUAGAUAUGUUGCAUUUUUUCAAAAAAGGGAUUCGUGGGGGAGUUAGUACAUGUGUUAAACGAGCGGCUCAGGCAAAUAAUAAAUUUCUUCCAAAUUAUGACCCUUCGAAACCGACAUCAUACAUUUUAUAUCUCGAUGCAACAAAUCUCUAUGGUCAGGCUAUGAGUGAAGUACUCCCUUUAGGUGGAUUUACUUGGUUAACGCAAGACGAAAUUAAUUCACUUAGUAUUAUGGAAAUGACUGAUACCACACCUGAAGGUUAUGUCCUUGAAGUAGAUAUCUCUUAUCCUUAUCAUUUACACAACUCUCAUAAUGAUAUGCCAUUUCUACCUGAAAAUUUAAUUCCACCAAACGGAAAAUGUGCUAAACUCAUUCCAAAUCUAUGUGCUAAAACAAACUACAUAAUACACUAUCGAAAUUUAAAACAAGCCCUACAAAAUGGACUGGAAUUGACAAAAAUUCAUAGAGUACUAAAAUUCAAUCAAUCGUCAUGGCUCAAACCAUAUAUUGAUUUAAAUACGAAAUUACGAAAUCAGACUAAAAAUAAGUUUGAAAAAGAUUUAUUUAAACUCAUGAAUAAUAGUGUGUAUGGAAAAACCAUGGAGAAUGUCGAUAAUCGGGUAGAUAUUAAACUGGCUACACAUUGGAAAAAAAACGGUCACAAGUAUGGAGCAGAGACAUGGAUAGCCAAACCACAAUUUAAAAAUUGUUCUAUUUUUACUGAAAAUUUAGUUGCAAUAGAAAUGAAUAAAGUUCAAGUAACAUAUGAUAAACCUAUUUAUGUAGGAUUCAGUAUAUUGGAAAUUUCAAAAACUUUAAUGUAUGACUUUUUUAUAAUUUUCUUAAAGUUAAGUAUGGAAAUAAUGUACAGCUUUUGUAUACGGAUACGGAUUCAUUAAUUUUAGAAAUUUAUACGGAAAACAUAUAUAAUGAUAUUAAACAGAAUAUCGAUCGGUUUGAUACUUCAAAUUAUCCCGAGAAUAAUAUUCAUGAUAUUCCUAAAACUGUGUCUGUUAUCGGUAAAAUGAAAGAUGAGUAUGCUGGUGUACCAAUUGUACUACUUUAUGGCACCGGUGCCAAAGCAUAUUGUGUGCAAACAGUGAAUGAUGUAAUUAAAAAGGCUAAAGGUGUAAGUAAACAUGUAAUUGAUAAAUCUCUAACACUGUUACAAUAUCGGGCAAUUGCAACAAAUCCCUCAUCUUCAUCAGUUUUCUGUGUUAUGAAGGUUUUCAAAUCUUAUUUACAUAAUAUGUAUACCGAAUUAAGGAAUAAAAUAGCACUGUCUAAUUUCGAUGAUAAACGAUACAUUUUAGGUAAUUCAAUUGAUACAUUAGCCUGGGGACAUUACGAUAUUGAUAGAGAUCGAAAUUUAGAUUCUCUAAUUAGAGAAUUGCAAAAAUAUGUGGAACCCACUGAUUGAAUUUUACCUUAUUGUAGAUAUGUAACGAUAUGUAACCAUUUAUUUAUACUACGUAUUUAUUAUUAUUAUUAUUAUUAUUAUUAUUAUUAUUAUUAUUAUUAUUAUGUAUUUAUAAUUGAUGUAAUGUGUAAAGUAUUUUUAUUUGUAUUCUGUAAGUCAACAAUGAAACUUGUGCAACAAAAAGAUUUAUUAAAAAUUUCUAACCACGA
Tribolium castaneum (red flour beetle) is the source of this 5751-nucleotide messenger RNA. RefSeq lists its product as uncharacterized. Bases 1 to 1440 code for a protein of 479 amino acids. The record is from RefSeq and is a predicted model, not a curated record. The transcript is spliced from 4 exons. Lineage: Eukaryota; Metazoa; Arthropoda; Insecta; Coleoptera; Tenebrionidae.